Molecule: messenger RNA, 1766 nt
Organism: Populus nigra (black poplar)
Lineage: Eukaryota; Viridiplantae; Streptophyta; Magnoliopsida; Malpighiales; Salicaceae
Product: 4-hydroxybenzoate polyprenyltransferase, mitochondrial-like
Exons: 9
Coding region: 82-1353 (423 amino acids)
Biological process (GO): ubiquinone biosynthetic process
Cellular component (GO): mitochondrial inner membrane
Molecular function (GO): prenyltransferase activity
Source: RefSeq, a predicted model, not a curated record
UUGACUUGGGGUAAACUGGGUCCCCGCCGAUUUUACUCGAGCCCGAGUCAUCAUGAACUCGGCUGAAUAGUCUACAAACCUAUGGUGCUGCAGUCAGAUGUGGAUCCUAGGCGGGUAAGAAGCCUAACAAGGUCAAAUUUUGCGCCAUAUAAAUUAACCAUUUCAAAACUAAAGCUAUCUCCCCUCAAAAUGGCGUCGUUUUUGCUCCGUCGCGCUUCCUGCAGCGCCACCAGGAUCCUCUCCUCUCCACUCGCUCUGCCCACCGCCACAAUAAUCCCCAAAUCAAACCCUAGCCCUAAUUUUAUCUAUCACCACUAUUUACUUCACCAUUUCACUCAGUUUUCCCGCCAAAACAAAAUUCCUAGCCCUUAUUUAGCCUUCAUUAAGGAAAUCUCCAAUAUUCCAAGCACAAAAGAAGAGAAAGAACACAAGCGAAACAAUGGAGAGUUGCCAAAGAGAGGAGAGAAGUCUUGGAUUGAUGUCUAUUUGCCUAGACAAGUCCGGCCUUAUGCACAUUUAGCUAGGCUUGAUAAGCCCAUUGGGACCUGGCUUCUUGCUUGGCCUUGUAUGUGGUCAAUCUCAUUGGCAGCAGAACCUGGAAGUGUACCUAAUUUUAAGAUGAUGGCGUUAUUUGGCUGUGGGGCUUUGCUUUUAAGAGGAGCUGGGUGUACUAUAAAUGAUUUGCUUGAUAGAGAUAUUGAUACGAAGGUCGAAAGGACAAAGCUAAGGCCAGUUGCCAGUGGUCUUUUGACGCCAUUUCAAGGUCUUUGUUUUCUUGGUUUUCAAUUGUUUUUGGGUCUUGGGAUUCUUCUUCAACUGAAUAAUUAUAGUCGUAUUUUGGGAGCUUCAUCCUUGUUGCUGGUCUUCUCCUAUCCCCUUAUGAAGAGAUUUACAUUUUGGCCUCAAGCAUAUCUUGGUUUAACAUUUAACUGGGGAGCUUUACUGGGAUGGUCUGCAGUUAAGGGGAGUCUGGAUCCAGCUAUUGUGAUACCACUAUAUGCUAGUGGAGUAUUUUGGACCCUGGUGUAUGACACAAUAUAUGCUCAUCAGGAUAAGGAAGAUGAUCUUAAAGUGGGUGUUAAAUCGACGGCCUUGAGAUUUGGGGAUUCAACAAAGGAGUGGAUCACUGGGUUUGGAACUGCAUGCAUUAGUAGUCUUGCCCUCUGUGGAUUCGAUGCCGAUAUUGGGUGGUCAUUUUAUGCAUUUCUGGCAGCUGCUUCGGGUCAAUUAGCUUGGCAAAUAUGGACAGUUGACCUAUCAUGCCGGGCUGAUUGCAAUAGAAAAUUUGUGUCAAACAAAUGGUUUGGUGCUGUUGUUUUUAGUGGCAUUUUGUUUGGUAGACUUUGGUCAUAGAGGUAUUGUCACUUUUCAGUAAAGCUGACAACAUAAUGUGGUUCUGAAUUUGACCCUCUUAGGGUGUUCCUGCUUGACAUCAUCUUGAUGAUAAGGCAAACUCAUAAAAGAUAUGCUUUUUGUGAACUGGAGGACAGCUUUUGUUGCUGACAUCUAGGAACUGAGCAAUAUGGCUGCGCUAGAAGUCAGAGGGGUGGGUUUAGAUCUAUUUUGUUCAUUUGGGUUAUAAAAACCAUUAGGUAGGCAUUCUUCGUUUUUAAUUCAAUUUCACUAUUUGAGAUUCAGUAUUAUAGUUAGAAUGAGACAGAUACAUACAGCAUUCUCUUUGGCCAGAAAUGUUGUUGUAAGCAUCUCAACUUAUUUUUGUUCGAAUAUGUUGAUAUUGAAGAGAAAAGCCUUGAGAGUUAUUAUUA